This is a messenger RNA of Candida dubliniensis CD36, 5529 nucleotides long. It is a transcript of the gene SEC7, whose product is annotated as Arf family guanine nucleotide exchange factor. Gene Ontology annotation, biological process: regulation of ARF protein signal transduction. The transcript has a single exon. Gene Ontology annotation, molecular function: guanyl-nucleotide exchange factor activity. The record is from RefSeq and is a predicted model, not a curated record. NCBI's taxonomy places the organism in Eukaryota, Fungi, Ascomycota, Pichiomycetes, Serinales, Debaryomycetaceae. The coding region runs from base 1 to 5529 and encodes 1842 amino acids.
AUGUCAGAACAAGAAGAAGAAGCUCUGAAGCCUCAUGAAAUUGAGACUCUGUUAGAGUCAAUUGAGAAAAAUGGCCAAAAUGAAAACACUAACACAGAUAACACUCUGAAUGGAAAUAAAAACCCCGAUGAUUCCUCAGAUCCAAUUACAGAAGUGGAAUUGCAUCAACCUGAUAACGAAGUACAGGAAACAACAAAUAUUGAAGAUGUAAAGGAGGAUACAGUUCCUACUUUAGAUGGCAACAAUUCACCUAAAAACACUGAGAGUGAUAAGUCUAAUACUGAUACGGACAACACCUCCAAUGCCAAUACUAAGGGAACACCUAAAAUCAAUAACUCACCAGAAGCGAUCCCUGACACAGUAGUGACUCCAGCUGAGGACGUAUCAGUCCAGAGCACCCCAACUGCUAACCAUAUUCGUCAGAGUUCGAUUUUAUCUAUUUCAUCAAAUGCAACAGUCGACAAUGCACAAAUCUUUAAAAAAACAUUCGACGCAAUUCUUACUUCAAAAGAGGUGAAAAAGGAUGAAAGCUUCAAGAAUUUGAUCCAGACUGCCCUUGAUUCUUUAAAUGAUCCAGAAUCGAAAAAUCCUCAAAUUAUAUUUAAUGCCCUAAAAGCAUGUUGCGAUACGUCAAGCACAAACUUAAAAUCAAAAGCAAUUGAUUUAUUUGCCAAAUUAUUUGAUUAUGCACAGUUUGACGAUUACUUGGAACAGGUUAAACUAACUGAUGAUUCGGUGAGCGUAAUAUCAGCUUGUUUCGAAGGGGAGGGAACUGAUCCUGAACUAGAAAUGCAAGUAGUGAGAGCUUUGAUGCAUAGUAUUCUUUUGAUGCCAUGUCACGGUGCAUCUUUACUACAAGCUGUUAGACAGAUUUAUAAUGUAUUCAUCUUUUCAUUAACAGCCAGGAAUCAAGCGGUUGCUCAAGGAAUUUUGACUCAGGUCAUUGGAACCAUUUUCCAAAGAGUUGAAGAGUCUGUCAAGAAUAAGAGUAAAAGAAACAGUACUCCUCGAUUAAUAUCCUCAUCGUCAGAUGAUAAUUUGGAAAUCGAAGCUUCUGGUGAAACGGAGGACCAAGAGAAGCUUACGUUAAAACGAUUGGAAAACUUGAGCGAUGUUAUCAAUGAUAAUGAUCGCUUAAAUGAAGCCAAUUUUGCCACAGAAACGGAUGAGGAUUUAGCAGUAAAGGAUGCAUUUUUAGUAUUCAGAGCAAUGUGCAAGCUUUCAAUCAAGUCGUUAGAUUCAGCCACAAUUGAUAUGAAAUCACAUUCAGUGAGAUCAAAAUUAUUGUCAUUGCACAUAGUCCACACAAUUUUGAAGGACCAUAUUGAUAUAUUCUUAAGUCGCGAUGUUAUAAUUUUAUCUUCAAAUACCAACGAGCAUGUGCGGAUGGUAAACGCAGUAAGACAAUAUAUCAAUUUGGCACUUUCGAAGAAUGCCGCUUCAGCAUUAGCUCCUGUCUUUGAACUUUCAUUGGAAAUUUUUUGGCUCAUCAUUUCAAACUUGAGGGCGGAAUUCAAGAGAGAAAUACCAGUCUUUUGGGAUGAAAUCUAUUUCCCCGUUGCUGAAAUGAAAACUUCAAGUGCUCAUCAAAAGCGCUAUUUAUUGUCGAUAAUUGAACGAUUAUGCAAUGAUUCGAGAUGUAUUAUUGAGUUUUAUUUGAAUUAUGAUUGUGACAGUAACAUGCCAAAUAUCUGUGAGAAGCUUAUUGAUUACUUAACCAAACUUUCAUUGCAAAGAGUUGAAGUCACUCCACAACAAAAAUACGCCUAUCGUGAAAACAGAAGAAACGGAAUAUCUGUUUAUGACAUAAACAAAAUUUCGAAUCUUACUAGCAAAACUAUGUCUUCAAGGCCACCUGAGCCAGAGAUCUAUAGUCAAUUUCCCUUGGAGUAUGCAUUAAAAAUGACUUCAAUCGGGUGUGCUGUGGCAUUUUUGCGCUCGUUGUAUUCAUGGGCACAACGUGGUCUUACCAAUGCAAACUCUAAACUGUUUACUAUUGAUAAUAAUGAUAAUAACAAGUCGUUAUUGUCACUCAGAAACCGUUCAGAUUCAACAAAUACAUCGAUCAGCGCUUCGAGAAACCACUCAUUUGUCAAUGGUGAUAGCUUAACUGAGAGUGAUAAUCCUCAGCAAUUUGAAAAUCAGAAGCAAAGAAAAAAGGCGUAUUUGGAAGGUGUGCGACAAUUUAAUCAGAAAGCCAAAAAGGGGUUGCGCUACUUUAUUGAUAAUGGAUUUAUUACUUCUGACGACCCAAAUGACAUUGCCAAGUUUCUUUUAACAACAGAUGGAUUAGACAAAGCUACCAUUGGAGAAUACCUUGGGGAAGGGGAUGAAAAGAACAUUGCUAUCAUGCAUGCAUUUGUUGAUGAAAUGGAAUUUGAGAAAACAGGAUUUGUCGAUGCAAUGAGAAGGUUUUUACAGUCUUUCAGGUUACCUGGGGAAGCCCAGAAGAUUGAUAGGUUUAUGUUAAAGUUUGCUGAAAGAUAUGUUUUGGGAAAUCCCGAUGUUUUCACAAAUGCUGAUGCAGCGUACAUUUUAGCCUAUUCAGUUAUUAUGUUGAACACUGACUUGCACUCCCCUCAAAUUAAAAAUAGAAUGACGAUCGACAGCUUUAUUAUGAACAAUUCUGGAAUUGAUGAUGGUAAGGAUUUACCCAGAGAAUUCUUGGAAAAGAUUUAUGAUGAAAUUCUCAAUGACGAGAUCAAGUUACAAUCAGAACAACAUGCAGCAUUAUUAGCGGGAGAUCUUUCUGUUCCUGCAUCUGGUCAAUCAAUAGGGUUCUUUGGUGGGCGAGAUGUUACACGUGAAGCAUACAUUCAUGCAUCAAAAGAAAUGUCAACCAAGACAGAAAAGUUGAUGAGAAACUUGGGCAAAAAAUCAAAGUCAGAUGAUCUGGAGGGCAUAUUCUAUGCUGCGAGCAAUGUGUUGCACGUGAAAUCGAUUUUUGAUACAUUGUGGAUGUCGGUAUUAGCUGCACUCACUCCGCCUUUCAAAGAAUAUGAUGAAGAGGAUGUCAGCCGAACAUGUCUUGAAGGAAUUAAGUUAUCUAUUCGCAUUGCGUGUAUGUUUGGUUUGGAUUAUGCCAAAACGUCUUUUAUUAGUGCUUUGGUUCAAUUUCAGAAUCUCCAUAAUUACGAAGAAAUGAAACAAAAAAACAUCGAUUCAAUUUACAUCAUGUUGGAUUUGGCAGUUUCUGAAGGUGACCAUUUGGGUCGUGAUGCUUGGGUUCAAAUUUUAACAUCUAUAUCGCAAUUGGAACGAUUACAGUUAAUUGCUCAAGGUGUGGAUCAGGAUUCGAUUCCAGACGUUACCAUUGCCAAACUUGUAACUAGGAACUCUUUGGAAACUUCUCGAACUAGCAGUAGCUUCUUCAGGUCGUUUUCUUCUUCCCAAACACCGGCUCAAACAGCAGCAAGCAAGUUCCACAAUCAGCAAUUGUCUCCUGAAGCUGCUAGCUUAUUGACAAAGACGGAGUUGGAAGUUGCUAUUGAUAAAGUGUUUACAAAUAGUGCUAAUUUAUCGGGAGAAAGUAUUGUCCAGUUUGUCAGAGCAUUAUCUGAGGUAGCACAAGAGGAAAUAGAUUCUUCUGGUCAAAGCACCAACCCUAGAACCUAUUCAUUACAAAAGGUUGUGGAUAUUUGUUACUACAAUAUGAGUAGAAUCCGUUUAGAAUGGUCUCAGCUUUGGGCUGCCAUGGGUGAAACCUUCAAUGCAGUUGGUUGUCAUACUAAUCCUGCUAUUCUGUUUUUUGCGUUGGAUUCUUUGCGUCAGUUGUCAAUGAGAUUUUUGGAAAUCGAGGAAUUGGCUCAUUUUAAAUUUCAAAAAGAAUUUUUAAAGCCAUUUGAGUAUGUUAUAUUGCACAAUGAUUCUCUUGAAGUAAAGGAUAUGGUUUUGGAAUGCAUCAACAAUAUGAUUCUUGCCAGAGCUGAUAAAAUUAAAUCCGGGUGGAAAACAAUAUUUGGGGUUUGCACUGCUGCAGCCAAAGAGAACAAAGAGUCAAUUGUGAUGAAAGCUUACAAAAUGGCCAACUGGAUAAACAAAGAAUAUGUUGAGGAAGUAAGACUCCAAGACUCAUUUUCAGAUUUAGUGGUUUGUUUCACGGUAAUGGCCAAAAACGAAAAGUUCCAAAGAAUCAGUUUACUAUCGUUAGAUGUAUUGUCCAGACUAAUCCAUGAAAUUGCCCAAUACACUGUUCUUAACACUGGCGAAGAUAAUAAACCAAUCGUUCCUGACAUUGAAAAAAAUGAGCAUCUAGUGAAAUUGUGGUUCCCGGUUUUGUAUGGUUUCCAUGAUAUUAUUAUGACUGGAGAAGAGUUGGAGGUUAGAUCACGAGCCUUGACUAAUUUGUUUGAUGUGUUGAUGAAAUAUGGUCAGUAUUUUGAUUUUGAAUUUUGGAAAAUCAUUUGUGAAAACUUGUUGUUUCCUAUCUUUCAUGUAUUGAGUAAUCACUGGGAGAUUGGGCUUGAUGAUAUUAAUGACCAAUUGUCAGUUUGGCUAUCAACAACUUUGAUUCAAGCUUUGAAAAGCAUGAUGACAUUAUUCACUCAUUAUUUUGAUGCCUUGAACAGCUUUCUUGAUGGCUAUCUUGAGUUGAUAAUAUCUUGUAUAUGUCAAGAAAACGAUACAAUUGCUCGUAUUGGACGCGAAUGCUUGAUUUCAUUAUUAAUUGACAAUGCCCAAAACUUUAAUUAUGAACAUUGGGGAAAAGUUUCGGAUGCUCUUAGCAACUUGUUUGAAUUAACAACCGCUAAAGAGUUGUUUACAUCCGAUCCACUCAGAAAUAGAACUGCUAAAGAUGGCGAAGGUGGUUCAAGUGAUAUUGGUGGAGAAGAAGUGGAACACAGGGAAAGCAAGAAUCCUAUUAUCGAUGAUGCUGAAGAAAGAUUGAAAAAAUCAAAAGAUAAAUCAUCUAUUGUUGUGAAAAGUGUGUUGCAAUUGUUAUUAAUACAAUCAUUGUCUGAACUAUUUGAAAGCGAUGACUUUUAUGAAAAUGUGCCUUAUCAUUAUUUGUUGAAGAUGGCAAAAUUGUUAUUCAAGAGUUACAAUUUCGCUAAAAAGUUUAAUGAUGAUUACGAUUUGCGAGUCAGAUUAUGGAACGCUGGUGUAAUAGAGAGGUUACCAAAUUUAUUGAAACAAGAAUCGUCCUCUGCUGCUGUGUUUAUUAACAUCACUUUUAGAAUGUAUUGUGAUGAUGACAAGACAUCACCAGCAAACAAGCAGAGUUUAUUGGAUUAUCUUGUACCAUUGUGCAACACAAUUGUCGAAAGGUAUUCAGACCUUGAUGAAACUAACCAGCAACGAAACAUUUCAACAUGGAAGCCGGUGAUAGUGGAAAUUUAUGAGGGAUAUGUUGAAUUGGAUGAUGAUGACUUUGUGAAACAUUGUCCUGUUUUAUAUCACUUGACAUUGAAAUUGUUUACAAAGAGUAUGUCCAGCGAGUUGCGCUUGGCUAUAAAAGCCUUUUUGACUAGAGUAGGUGAAGAAUUUGUUAGUAUUUCUGACAACGUUAAAGAAAAAAACAGAAAGUAG